GCUUUUGUUUCCGUUCGCUGAAGAACGAGUGAUCGUCGUUCGGUGCAUCCGACUUGCUUCGAAUUAUUCGCCGUGCACCAAGUUUUGGCGGAGCAGCAGUUUUUUCUGUGAGGAUAUCGGUUCUAGGAUAUGGCCGAGAAAUACGACACCGGUAGCGGUGAAGGGAAUCGUUCCGAUACAGAACGAGAUGCAGCCACGGUGUUCGAUGAGAAAGUGAACCCGCCGAGAGCUCGUUUCCGGCUUCAUUCGAUCGAGGGGCUUCUUUUGGCAGGUACGUAUGCGAUCCACGUGAGACCGAGCUCCAAGGUCGAGUCGCGGCAGCAGUUCGUUGUUCACCAGAACGUACAAGGCGCUCUCAGUCUGAACCAGGACUAUCUUUUCCCCUUCGCCGAGAGAGUGCGGAUCGGACUGUUCCGCACAGUUGGCGGCUCUCAAGAACGGCUCCGAGUAGCUGGUGUCUUGCCGGUCCGAUUUCUGUCACACGAGAUCCAUCUGAGACCAGAGCAGAAUACAAGGGCCAGGCAUUCCGUGAAAUUCGACGACGGAAAAGGCACUUUGAUCUCGGUCACGAUGGAAUGGUGGCCGCUCAACGAAGGUCAGCACGUUGUCAUCGAAGCCAGACUCGCCUACUCAGAAGGAAAAGUCCGAGUCAAGUACGAGCCACCGGGCUACACCCCAAACAUUCGUCAGUGAGGGAGAGUCGUGCAUCCGGC
Messenger RNA from Galendromus occidentalis (western predatory mite), 713 nucleotides. RefSeq lists its product as uncharacterized. The coding region runs from base 130 to 693 and encodes 187 amino acids. The record is from RefSeq and is a predicted model, not a curated record. The transcript is spliced from 4 exons. NCBI's taxonomy places the organism in Eukaryota, Metazoa, Arthropoda, Arachnida, Mesostigmata, Phytoseiidae.